Messenger RNA from Hyposmocoma kahamanoa, 1577 nucleotides. RefSeq lists its product as uncharacterized. Gene Ontology annotation, molecular function: nucleic acid binding. NCBI's taxonomy places the organism in Eukaryota, Metazoa, Arthropoda, Insecta, Lepidoptera, Cosmopterigidae. The transcript is spliced from 3 exons. The coding region runs from base 965 to 1447 and encodes 160 amino acids. The record is from RefSeq and is a predicted model, not a curated record.
GUAUCGGCCCGUUUUAAGGAAUCCCGAGUCAAUCCAAUCACGCCGUCUCAAAUUGCCUAACCUCUUUGUGGCGGCCAUGUUUACAGAAACAUAUUUAAACUUCAUGUUUAGGCUUAUGGCUUUGCCAAAGCCUUAAUAAAUUAAAAAAAAAAAAUUGCUGUAUGCGCUGAGUAAUUUUAUACGAAGUUCUGUAAAUUCUCGUACGGUUGUUGCUUGUUUUGUUAUUUAAAAUGAACAAAACGACUCGUAGUAGUGGUAGAACAGUGAUAUACCAAGUUUUUUUUUACGAUGUUUGGCUGAAUCUUAAGCGGGACAAAUUUUGUCUGAAAUUAACAACGUUUAUCAGAGAACAGCCGAUAUGACAGGUGCCUACACUACGAAAUUUAUUACCUGUAGUUAAAGAAGAUUUGGGAUUUAAUGGAAGCCGUGAACAUCUAAGAAAGAUAUUAUAUUCUCUGGGUUUCUCUUACAAAAAAUGUAAAACAGACAGAUCGGCACUAAUGGAGAAGCCUAAUAUAGCAGCAAAGAGGGAACAAUAUUUAAAAAAUUAUAAUGCAUAAUAGAAAUUUGCCUCAAGAACUCCAAAAACAAAUUAUUUUUUUGGAUGAAAGCUACGCACACUCAUCUUACAAGCUUAAAAAAUGUUGGCAAUCAAUUGAAGUUAGUGGAGUGCGACACAAUAUAUCUAAAGGCAAAAGAUAUAUUAUUUUGCAUGCUGGGAGUGAAAAGGGGUUUGUUCCAAAUGCACUAUUAAUUUUCAGUGGCACAAACAAGAAUGAAGAUUACCAUUCUGAAAUGAAUAGAGCAAAUUUCACUAAGUGGGUUAUCGAGAAAUUAAUUCCCAAUUUGACAGAGCCUUCCAUUAUUGUUAUGGACAAUGCUCCUUACCAUUCGGUAGUCAUCAAUAAGGCCCCAACUAGUGCAACAAAAGUUGCUGAUGUAAAGCUGUAAACAAUUUGAUGAAAUGAUGCGUAAACCUGAAUUGUUAAUGCUUGUAAAACGCCACAAGCCAGAGGCCCUUUAUGAAAUUGACCAAAUAUUGGGGGAUCAUGGUCACACUGUGGCACGGCUGCCUCCAUAUCAUUGUCACCUCAAUCCUAUUGAAUUGAUAUGGGGAAUAGCAAAACAUAAAAUUGCCUCUGUCAAUGUAGGGUCCAUUGACAUAAAGAUGGCAGCUGAACAAGCAUUCCAAGCGAUUACUGCCGAAGAUUGGAAAAAUUCAUGCCAACAUGUUAUUAAAAUUGAAAAAGAGUAUUAUGAAAGGGGUAUGACUAUGUAUGACGACAUUGAAAAAUUAGUUAUUAACGUCAGAGAUGAGAGCAGUAGCGAGACCACUUCAGAUUCAUGUGAUUCAGAUGAGUUUGUUGUUGCCGGAACGUCUAGCCAAGAUACAAUAGAGUUUUCUGGGGUGGAAUAUCUCGAUGAAAGUGUUUUGGAAUCUGAUUGAUUCAAAAUUUUAUAAGUUUACGCGAAUGUUAGACAUCGAAGACGACCAACAGCUCAUUCCGCCCCGUGACCACGAAGAAAUCAGUCUACGAAACGUCGGGAGUAAAAUUAAUCUAAAAAACCGCGAUAUU